CCAAAGAUAAUUCCAAUCUGGGACCAAUAGAAAAGUGUAUCACAAUCUGCCUUUAUCCUCCAUUCCACUCCAAUACAGUAGACCAGACUGAUGUUAUCUGAGCACAGACACAACACACUGCUUAACUGAGCUAGAUACUGGAAUGUAUUAUUUCCGAUUUUGCUCAGGUUACAGCUUGGAGACGAAGCAAUAACAUUACUCGGGGGUUAACCUGUUUCGGAGCAUUUUAAGUAACCGGGUUGAGCUUUCACUCGAGGGCAGAAAAAUGUCCCCAUCUAGACGACUGCUGUUCAUUUCCAUUACCCUCACUGUAUACAUUGUGGAUGGCAUCACGGCGACCGAAACGCUAUGUGGCGGUGAACUGGUAGACACACUACAAUUCGUCUGUGGUGAAAGAGGAUUUUAUUUCAGUAGAGCCACCGGACGGGCUAAUAGUCGCAGACAAAACCGUGGAAUAGUUGAAGAAUGCUGCUUUCGAAGCUGUGAUUUGAAUCUGCUGGAACUUUACUGUGCGAAACCUGUAAAGAAAGAACGCGACUUGUCAGCCACCCCUUUCCACCUUCUACCAUCAGCCAGUAAGGAAAGCUUCAGGAAACCUUUGGCAGCCAAAUAUUCCAAAUACGACUUUUGGCAGAAGAAAUCUGCCCAGCGUCUAAGAAGAGGCAUCGCUCCAAGCCUCGCGGCCCAGAGGAUCAGACGGCAAUUUGAGGAAAUCCAGAGCAAACAGCGUGUCCGAAUGCACAAGCCACUUCUAACUCUCCCCGCCAAACCACCCCUUGAAGUCAGAGCGUCGUCGGAGAAAUAUUUCAGCCGAGAAUGAUGAAGAAAAGCGGGGGUGUUUUUUUUUUUUGCACGUUUGUUUUGUGUGUGAUAAAGGACAGGGAUGAUAGCUUUGUUCCUUCCUGACGUCAUUUCUGUGGCAUUCCGACCUGAGUCCUACCCCUCUCUCCCGACCUUACCCUCCGCCUUCCCCACCUGACCCCACCACCACCUCCUCUCCUCUAAUUCCUUCCCUCCUUCCCUCGACCAGCAAUGAAAUGCAAGUGGCCCUGGUAAGAAAAGCGCUUACAGGCCUGGUAAGCAAAACAAGCCACAGGGUCUGAGACAUUUGGACCAAACAGGCAACUCUACAGACUACAAUCUUAUUUUUUUUCUCUCUUGUAAAGUUCACACGAUGCAUUAUAGAUGAUGUCUUCUGUUGUUCUGCACCUAUAUAAGAAGGGAUACCAACACUUCAUGGAAUAUAUAGUGUAAUCAAUCAAUCAGUCAAUCAAUCAGUCAGUCAACUGACCCAGAUCCUGCACCAUUUUUAACCACGACACAAGACGGAUGUGUGACGGACUUGAAAAAGGAAAUGGUGUCUGCAGUUUCACGUUGCCACAGAUUGCGUUGAUUUUUUUUUGCCGUCGUUGUUUUGUUUGGUUCAUUUUGUUUGCCCCUCCCCUCACCUUCCCCCCCCCCCACCCCUCCAAUGGCACUAUUUUUUUUCAUGAACGUUUAAAGUGUAGCGACACACAUUGUGUUACGGUGCUAACUUGCUUCGAGAGAAGCAAAGCGGCUGAUUCGAAGAAGUGGGAUUUGAUAAUGCACGGAUGUCGAACAGAACUUGAACCAGACCUUUCCGUUUUAGGAAAAGUGCGUGUGGGUGCGUUUGUGUGUGUGUGAGUCGUGUGUGUGCG
Molecule: messenger RNA, 1679 nt
Organism: Callorhinchus milii (elephant shark)
Lineage: Eukaryota; Metazoa; Chordata; Chondrichthyes; Chimaeriformes; Callorhinchidae
Product: insulin-like growth factor II
Exons: 4
Coding region: 266-820 (184 amino acids)
Cellular component (GO): extracellular region
Molecular function (GO): hormone activity; growth factor activity
Source: RefSeq, a predicted model, not a curated record